This is a messenger RNA of Hyposmocoma kahamanoa, 561 nucleotides long. RefSeq names its product intracellular protein transport protein USO1-like. Bases 1 to 561 code for a protein of 186 amino acids. NCBI's taxonomy places the organism in Eukaryota, Metazoa, Arthropoda, Insecta, Lepidoptera, Cosmopterigidae. The transcript has 5 exons. The record is from RefSeq and is a predicted model, not a curated record.
AUGUUUUCUACGGAAAAGAGUCAAAUAGAAAUUUGUUUGUUGAAAUCCACUCUUGAUGAAAUAGAAAAUGAAUUGGUUUUACAACAUUCCUCGUUGCCUGAUUUGGAUGCGGAGAAUGACCAAAAAUUCCGAGACACGUUGAAUGCUGUGCGUAUUUCGCGCGUUUUGAGCCUUGACAUUGAGAACCUUAACCAGGAAAACGGAAGGUUAGCCGCAAAACGGACGCAUUUAAAAAUGCAAAGUGAGGCGCUAUCUAAGGCAUUGGAGUCGGCGCUCGAAGAACGCAGCGAAAUGGAAGUUUCAUUAGAGCAAGAACAUAAGGAUAUGGAACUUCACAUCCGAAAAUACGAAGACUCAUUGCGGGAGAAAACUGAGCGAUUCAGAAAUGCACGAAUUUAUUAUAAUGAAGAGGAAAUGCUAUCUCAAAUCGAAAAAUUAAACAAUACGAUAUCCGAACUUGAAAACGAUUUUAAACAUCAGAAGUCUGCUGUAGAAGAAAAAAGGAGACAAUUUGAAGAAUUGAAAAGUGAUAUACCUGAAAAUCUUUUUGAAAUAGUGUAA